AUGGAAGUUACCGUGGGUAAUACAUUGGCAAAUACGAUUCGAUGUCUGAAUGGUGGGGCUCAUAUUGGACAAUGCCGUAUCGAUGAUGACGCCAUUUGCUUGGCUCUUGGUGGAAGUUGCAUUCAAAGAGCAUGCUGUACAACACCAUUCUUCGGUCUUACCACUACCACCAAAGCACCGGAGGUUGACGGGGAGGCAACGAGAAAAGAAAGCGAACUCCGCACAGUGCCACCACCAGUAGAGGGGAAUGUGGAGCGCAAGAUUGAUCUCACAGAAAUUGAAGAGCUCCUCCGCAUUGUGGACAGUAUACGCAGCACCAUUGCCCCAAAUCAGGAGGAUCAGUAA
Messenger RNA from Cooperia oncophora, 345 nucleotides. The record is from the annotation of a GenBank genome assembly. Lineage: Eukaryota; Metazoa; Nematoda; Chromadorea; Rhabditida; Trichostrongylidae.